Sordaria macrospora k-hell is the source of this 612-nucleotide messenger RNA. RefSeq lists its product as uncharacterized. Lineage: Eukaryota; Fungi; Ascomycota; Sordariomycetes; Sordariales; Sordariaceae. The record is from RefSeq and is a predicted model, not a curated record.
AUGUCAACCACCGAAGAGCCAAAGGCCGCCGUGCCAGAGCCCGUCCCCGAAUACGUUACCAAAUGUCGUCUUUCCAUCCCAGAUGCCGUACGAAUCCCUCUUGCGUCGAGCACCGCCUUGUUCAUUGGCCUCACGCUCGGAGUGAGCCAGGGCAUCAAGACAGCCGGUAUGCGCUUUCGCGCCGAACACGCCCACAAGCUGCCGGCCACCAAGAUAGGAUGGUACUUCUACCACAAGAGCAAGAACUACAAUUCGAUUUGGGGCGGUGCCAAGGAGGGUGCGAGGAUGGGAGCCAAGAUUUCCUUCUGGACAACAGCCAUUUUUGGUAUCGAGCACAUGUUUGACGCCUAUCGCGGGACGGCCGACAUCUUCAACACUGUAACCGCCUGUGUGACUGUUUCGGGAGCCUUUAGUCUAUGGAAUCGCUUCUCUUUGCCCAUGGCGGCCCGGACAACCAAAGCUGCUCUGGCUGUAGGUCUCGCAUACGGAGGCUUGCAAGAUCUAGCUGGUAUCGUAAGAGGCCGACCCAUCGGAUAUGCCGAAUUCAUCAAGCGCCACGUUGGUGGCUACAAGAAUCCAGCAGACGAGAACCAGAAGGAGCGGGUGAUUUAA